Exophiala dermatitidis NIH/UT8656 is the source of this 4466-nucleotide messenger RNA. Its product is annotated as succinate dehydrogenase (ubiquinone) cytochrome B subunit. Gene Ontology annotation, molecular function: electron transfer activity; succinate dehydrogenase activity. The transcript has 3 exons. Lineage: Eukaryota; Fungi; Ascomycota; Eurotiomycetes; Chaetothyriales; Herpotrichiellaceae. The coding region runs from base 2556 to 3161 and encodes 201 amino acids. Gene Ontology annotation, cellular component: membrane. Gene Ontology annotation, biological process: tricarboxylic acid cycle; mitochondrial electron transport, succinate to ubiquinone. The record is from RefSeq and is a predicted model, not a curated record.
AGAAAAGUUCGGACUUGUAUACAUGGAUUGGAUCAUUUCUAUCAGUUGCCACUGUCUGCAGAGCUCGAUAUACCAAUACUCGUAUCUGAUCACUGUACGUGCUCUGGUGUAUACAGAAAUGUUGUAUGCUCUGCAACUCUCAGACUCUACGGUUCAGGCUUGCCAGCCUCAGGCUUCUUCAGUCGGAUUCAACGUCAUCACAUGCACACGUGGUCUCUUCUCCUGUCAAGAGAGUCCCAGCGAGCCAGCAUAAGGUGAUCCAGUCUUGCGCUUCAUAAAUCUUGCCUUUUGGGCGGGCAAUACAGUCCGAAGAGGUUGCUCCUAUGCUACACACUCCGGCCAGCACCACAGUCACCACUGCAGCCAAUCUGACAUAAAGUCAACCCAAACACUAUCCAUAUUGGGGGUGGCCUGACGUUGCUGCUGGGACGAACGACGACCAUCAGGAUGGUGGAAAGGAUCAAGAAUGUCAUAUGCCGAAUCGCCGCCGUUCACAGUUGCAUGCGGCACAUGCAGGGGAUGAGGAGCCUGCAGAGCCAACGCAUUCUGUUCAAUGGCGGAGAAGAUGCGCUCCAGCCACGAGAAAAAGUUGUAAGCGUUCAAAGUGGGAUCGAUCAACGCUUCGGCCCUGAGACGGUCCAACUGCGCCCGAAACCGGGAAAUCAUCCUCGUUGUGCACGGGGUUCGAUCUUCGGCCGUCAGACCGACUGGUGCAGAGACGACAGCCGACACCUCCAGCCUCGGAAGAAGAUACAGAUAUGUCAAGAUGGGAGCCCACUCAAUGAGUCCAAACAUGACCAGAUAGACCGGUCCUUGGUCGAGAAUAUUGCGCAGCUGAGCCUGGAAGAGGUCCAAGCAGCUGACGAUAUCCGUUGGCGAAGGUGCCUGGUGGUGUCCACCGAGCGGCUUGAGCAGCAGGUAAGUGGAUAUAAAGUGGUAACUCGAUUUUACCACACACGGAGUGCUGGCACGUAAGUACUUGCUUUCCCAUAAUUUCAACGCCGUGGCCGCGUGACAGUCGCAGGGCUGCAGUAUCUCCUCAUUCUCGAGGGCAUUUAGGGACGCCCGGUGCUGGGCCGCGAUGUGCAUCAGCUCGAUGAUUCCCGGCCCUUCGAUGUCGAGGGGAAGUGGCAUGAAUGACGACCGAGCCAAUAUAUCUGCUGCAUUCCGCAAACUGCGUAUGCAAUGCAUGUUCUCGGGUCGGUCGUAACCGAGAACAGCGGCGCCACAGUUAAGGUAGUACGCGAGUGAGAAUGCUCGGAUUUCGUUGAGUUCGUCCAAUGACUGGAUCGGGUGCAUGUCUCCAUUAUCCUUGUGGUUUUCGGCUGUGGAAGCAAAGCUCUUUGCGAGUCCGAGGUCGGCAGCCAUUGCGAUGGCCAGCUGUAGCAGUUGAUAGAAUUGCUGUGUCCUCGGGUCGAACCUGUGUUGAUACCAUGCAAGACAGGUGAGAAGUGCUUGAAACAGCUCAAGACUGCGUUCUCCCUUCACAAUGACCCUAUCUGCGAGGACAGUACGGAAGAUCGUGUCUGCUUGCCUCUGGAGGUCAAGAUAGCAGCUGCUUCCGGCGACUAUCAUUGCCAGCAGCAGUACUGGAUGCCAUUUGAAGACGAGGUCCUCAAGCGGCCAGUCUGGCAAGAUCAAUGCGAAUGGUACUGCUGGAACCAGCCGCUUGCUAUAAUGGCCCAGAAUCGUAAGACACCGUUCGUGGGUCAUGGCUUCGAAGGCGGCCCAUUCUCUGCUCUGGUAAUGCUCAAUGUGCAGCUGCUCGAGCAAUAUCUGGCCGAAGGUCCGGACGGACGGGUCGUCCACCCCAGCUGGUAUUCUGGGUUCAGCUGGAUUCGUGCUGUCCAGUUUAUCCGUUGCAAGGACAUUUUGUUGAUGCUCCUCUGGCAGAGCAGACCCUGGGCUAUCGAUAACCUUAUCAACAAACCUGUAGCCUCCUCUCCUGUCGAUAGGUCAAUUGAUCCAGAUCCAAGAACUCGAAGCGAUGAUCUUGCCAUGGUCCAUACCUUCUCGAUGGUGCCCUUCUCUUGAUUGGCCGGUGCGGUACACAAGUGGUUCGGGAACUCUCACAUCUUGCCAGAGUCAGCCACGGGAAUGCAACGAGAGAAAGUCACCCUCAUACCGCUUGCAAGUAUCCGUUGUGCUGCCUGGCAAGCAGCGCAAUUUGCGAGCACGACAAGCCUCACAUGCUUGUUGGCGCCGACUGCUCAUCCCAGAACCCUAGUCCGGCUGGGCACUUCGAAGGAGAAGCCGAACAGCCAAUCAUCAGACCAGAAAAACAAUUUCCUUCCCCAGAGCAACAGAAAAGAGAAAGUGGUGAAGUUCGAGGGACGCGGAGAGAAAUCUCGGAACCUCGGAAGAUGAAAUUUACCCAAAUGGGUGAGUCUUGCUCCGCAAAUCCGCGCCCUUGAUUGGCUGAAGUCGAGGCUCUCCACCUGGUGCGCGAUAACCGGGGGAGAGUACUCUUUCUCGCUUCGUCUUUUGUUUAACCUCGAUGUCUGAGCCGUUGGAAGGGAGUCUUUGAAGUCAGAUAGCUAGGUCAGGGUGUAGAUAUGGCAUUGAGAGCAUUCGGCCGCCGAUUUCGCGUGGGAAUCUGCGAACGCUCCUUAGGAUUGCACGCAUCGCGAUUCCAAAAGGCACAACCGUUUCUGUCGGCUCGGCCGAUACUUAGCACUGUACAAUGGAGACCUUCCACGACAUCCUCAAAGCCUGAUACAAAGCCGCCGCAGAUCGAGAGCAUCACAGCAGCCCAGCAUGCAGAGUACCUUGCCUCACGCCGGCGCGAACGUCCCGUCAGUCCGCAUCUGGCCAUCUACCGGCCACAAAUCACAUGGGUCUCGGGGGCGACCAUGCGCAACGUUUCCAUGUUCAUCGCGGCACCCAUCUACAUCUUCGGCGCAGCAUACCUGGUAUCACCGCUCUUCGGAUGGCAUUUGGACACCACAAGCAUGGUGGAGUGGUUCGGCGCCUUGCCCUGGGGUGUCAGGACGGCCACAAAGGCCGUAUUUGCCUGGCCAUUCAUGUUUCACAUCGUUCACGGAAGUAGACAUCUGAUUUGGGACACGGGCGCCAUGCUCACCAAUCGACAAGUGAUUAUUUCAGGAUGGUUGGGGUGGGGUCUUAGUGUAGUGUUGGCAGUUGGACUGGUACUUUUGUAAGGUCCAUGUGUGCAGCUGGGCGGCUUUUUUCAAGAAUAUCCUGUCGACGAAACAUGGAGACAUAUUUUGCUUUGGAGACGGGCAGAAAAAGAAAGACACAAAUAUGUGUAUUCGACCGCUGGAGCGGUCUCAGUGAGCCGAGUCAAGCACGACCAAGUUCAGCAGGUCAAUGGGGAUCUCUUCAUCAACUCGACGUCCCUAGAUCUCCUUACACUUACUCAAUCAUUUUCCUCUUCUGUGCCAUCCUGGGCAGCAGCCUGUGCAGCCCCAGCCUUGUCAAUCUUAUGCCUGCGUUCUCGCGUGUCACAGCCCAGCCACAGCAGAUCGGGCCUGCUGUAAUGACCACAGAUGUCCAAGAAGCUGCGAGCCAUAAGGGCCAUGUUGGGGUCGAUGUCUGCAAUGACAAGGCCUUCCGUGGACGGAUCAAGAGGUUCUGUGAGUCGGCGGCCGUCAGGUCCAAUGACCGCCGAGUAGCCGCCACCUGGCUUGUUCAUAAGCAUUGAUUGAGCCGUUGACAUGGCGUCAACCCCUUUGGAGCUGAUGACUGUGGUGGCGUGCAACACGAACGUCUGUGUUUCGAUGGCGUACGUUUGGGCAAGGCUGAGGCACCCUACAGUGAUAAAAAACCAAUAUCUGGUCAGCAUAUUGAUUGACUCGGAGCGACGUAAGCUAUGGAUAUCAUGGAACAAGGGAACGAACGUGUCGAGAAUAUCAGCAGGCAAGACUGAACUUUUGUCGGUCAAAGGGCCAUGCACAAUCGAUUUUGGGAACGAGAACAAGUAUGAUCAAGAAGACUUACCCUCUGCCGACAUCGACCACAGCUCAGGUCCAGAAUGGGGCGAUAGUGGCGGCCACCCGGCACAGUGGAUCUCCUCGCGCUGUGUGGCAGUGUGAUACUUGAGCAAAGGCUGGCAAUGCUCCCAACAGGCCAGAGCACCCACUCGCUUCCCAAUCUUUGUUUGGGCCACGUUCGUUAGACUGUCGCCUGAUGCAUCCCCAAAGAUGGUGCGUUCCAUAUGCGUAGGUUUGAGUUUUCGUCGCUUCAUGAGCAGCUUGCCAUCAGAGUCAAUCAGCGCCUGAGCUAUGUAGACGGAGUUGUGGUCGUUUUCUGAAAAUCCCAACGACACCACAACACCAUUCUCGGCAGCGCACUGUUGGAUUGUUCGCAUCUCGUCUGAGUCGACGGCCAGAGAGUUUUGGAUGUACUUCGUCGACAAAACUGGGUCAAGGGGUCGCUGCCUGUUCGAUCAAAGGUCGUUUUGUCAGACAGAUAUCAGAAAGCGCGCUAUGACCAAGCCCAAGUCC